This is a messenger RNA of Sycon ciliatum, 816 nucleotides long. RefSeq lists its product as uncharacterized. The record is from RefSeq and is a predicted model, not a curated record. NCBI's taxonomy places the organism in Eukaryota, Metazoa, Porifera, Calcarea, Leucosolenida, Sycettidae. The transcript is spliced from 2 exons. Bases 1 to 816 code for a protein of 271 amino acids.
AUGGGCGGUGACGCCGGCUACUCCGAUGACAACUUGCCCAUGAAUGAGGCUGGCCCGUUCAAAUUUGAGUCAGAUCUAUUCUCAGGUUGUUGCUAUUUGCGCCUAGCAGACACCAGUGAUGUGCCCAAGGAUUACUUCAAAGGGAAACGCCGUAAAAUGCAAGCGGUGGUGCAAGGCCAAUUCAAGAAGCCUAUGAACCUUUCGGAGGUAAUGACUGGGCAGGCUCUCAACCGACCCCUGAAAGGCAUCCCGCAUCCAACCAUCGUGAAAGCGGCACAAAAGAUAAUCCGAGCAUUGUCGCCCGGCGUGCAGUUUGACAUGUCAUCGGAUAGUCCGUAUGCCAUAAGUCCACUGGCUGGAACGGCACAGGUAUUGGAUGUGUCCAGGGAAGGUGAAGAGCCUGACGUUCGCUCGGAGAUUCAAGAAAACACGCGGCUGCUUGGAGGGGCGUUUGUUGCUGACCCUGGCAUGACAUCUGCACAGCGGAAGCGGUUCCUGUCCAACAAGGCGGACGCGGAGAAAUUUACCUUCCAGCCCGACCUAGUGUACACAUUUGAUUUCUACCAGGACCGCAUGAAUGCGGCAACAUGGACUGUGGAUAUGACAUUCAAGCAGUUCAAGCUAAUCAACCAUCUCAAUCGUCAGCCAGUGCAAUUGAUGGCGAUGACGCAGGACAGGCACUUUCUGUACAAUUUCGAAAUUUGGCACGAAUCUUUGUUAGAUGAAAACUUUGUCAAGAAAUGCGAAGAGUCGGCUAACACCGAGGAAAACCUCACGGAGGAAGAAAUCGAAAAGCUGCAGCGAGCUGAAGUGUGA